AUCUUGGCCACCAUUGUGACGAAGUCCAGUCAUGGUGAAGUACAGUCGACUGGGUGUAUUUAUCUUGAUCCUCAUUCAGAUAUCUGGAUGUCUCCUCCAGGAUUUGGGAGACGAUGAUUUUGGGAGUCUGGAGGAUGGUGGAGGUGAUGAUUUAGUGGAAAAACCUCUUGGUAAAUGCCCGCCCGUCCCAUCUCCACCCCAUGCAGUCUUGGUCUCCACUCCCAAGGACACUAGCAUCAGUUCAACGGUGAAGAUGAAGUGCGGACGAGGUUAUAGGAAGAUCGGAGGCAGCACUACCAGGGCAUGUCAACCAACACUGAAAUGGGGCGGCAAGGACAUCAUUUGCAAAGCUCUUGAAUGUAAAAACCUGGUGAUCAAGAAUGCGGUUGCGAACACGACAGCCCGGACAUUCGGAACCGUGGUCGGAUUCUCCUGUCGUAAUGGUACAUCUAGACCGUCAGCUGAGGGGGACGCCGCCAGGAGGUGCCGGGCGAACCAGCUGUGGAGUGGCAACGACAUCACCUGUCUUCCACCGAAAUGCCCAAAGCUCGAGCUUCCUCAGUCGACAAUUGCGAGCACGAAAAAGAGAUCUGUAGGAGUGGUAGUGAAACUGAGUUGUGCCCGCGGGAUGGUCAACGUCACUGGAGACCAGCAGGUCACCUGCGGUGAAGACCAGAAAUGGAAGGGGAAGACGUUGAAAUGCCAAACGCCACAAUGUAAGCCAUUGAAAGUAGUUUCACAUGGCACGAAAGAUAAAGAAAACAGAAACGCGGGUGCUGUGGUCAAGUUAACAUGCAAGAAAGGUUACAAGGGGAGUGGCAAUGAUAUCACCUUGUGUGACAAAAAGACGUUGAACUGGACCAAAUCCAACUUCAAAUGUAUCAGGAGUGAGAAAUCGAAAAAGAAAUCUAGAAAACACAAGACUGGAAAACACAAGACUAGAAAAGGAAGGAAAGGAAGGAAAGGAAAAGAAAAAAAACCCCGUUGCACUUCAAUCCAUCCAUACUAUGCUGGUUUGAGGGGUGCUACCCUUGAGUACAAACGAGUUAAAGGUCAAACUGUUGCCACCAUGAAAUGUUACCCCAGCUAUUUUAAAUCAAGCGGACAGGAGAAGCGUGUCUGCCGAAAACAGGGGGAUACUAUGGUAUGGUCGUCGGGCCCACCUUUGACAUGUAAAGCAGGAGGCGAUGUAGCUAAAGGAAAGCCAAUGUAUCAGAGUUCCAAUACAGGACCUCUUGCAAAGUAUAAUGGUUGUUUCAUCACGACAGGGAAGGAUGCGCCUUGGUGGUACGUCGAUUUGAAGGUCGAAUAUCCAAUUGCACGUAUCACGCUAUACAAAUAUUCCCAUGGUAAAAUCAACAGAAAAUUGGCAAGAUCUUUGAAGGACUUCACAAUAUCCGUCACCAAUACGAUACCAGGGAAAGGUACUUACAAGGCGAACAAGAAGGAGGUCUGUCUCCACGUCAGGAAGUCCAACAGAAGGUCAAUGGUCUCGUACAAAUGCAAAUCUGUUAAGGUCGGGCGCUACUUGGUCAUCUCCAUGGAAAAAAAGUUCAAACUUGGAAUCUGUACGAUCAGGGUGUGGCCAAAAAGAAGCAUCGCCACAUUAAAGCAUGCGUCACAGAGUAGCACGUUCGGAAAUUACAGCGCCAGGCUUGCUAUUGAUGGGAACCUCGCAUCCGACCCAGAAUCAAAUUCCUGUAGUUUGACUUCGUACCAAAAUAAUCCCUGGUGGGUUGUGGAUCUAAAGGGCCGUAAGAUUGUUUCCAGAGUUAUCCUUUACCACAAGUCAGAUCGUACAGUCACGGAGCAACUUGCUAACUUCAGUUUGUCGGUGACCGGCAGGAAGCCCUCUGGCGAGGCGUACAUGCCUGCCGAGAAAGAGGUCUGCUACACCCAGAAAGAAGUGGUGGUACUAGGCUCUGUGACCAGCAUCCGAUGCAAGUCCCCCAAGAAAGGAAGGUUCAUUGUAGUAUCACGAGCUGGCGUUGGUGUCAUGUCGUUAUGUGAAGUUCUGGUCUAUUAGACAGGGUUGGUUCCUCAAACUUUUGACACCAAAGGAGGAAUCUGAUGACAGUUGAUAAAACGUCUUUAGUACACGUGUGUCUGACCGCAAUAGUUUUGAACUGUUCCUAAUUCAUGAUGGUGAAGAGGCCUCAUGCCUAGUGCUAUUCUGGAAUGCCUGUACCCUACCGCACUCCACGCCUCAUGCCGUUGGACAACAUUCUAUAACCGAUUCAGGUCGUCCCAGCCUAAGAAUUGGCAGACUAGACAAGGUUAUAAAUUCGAUAACACACCCCAUUAUGUACACAGGAAGGUUGUAUCCCAUCCUUGUAUUACCAGUGGUUUUCAAUAUACUCCGCCUCUCGAUAUUUUGUAAUGACGAAAGAGUGAAAAAACCUGAAUCUCAGGAUGGUUAAUUGUAUCCCAGCCGAGCCUUUAACUAUAUAAUCAGUAGGAGAAGUCAUCUGAGCACACAUGUUCCAUGCCUCGAGGCACUUUCAGUUUCUAACAUGAUGAGACGAGAUGAAUAUACAAAUAACACAUAAUUCUGUAAUGAAAAGUAAAUAAGUAACACAAGACUUUGAGGACUGGCCAGACUGUUGGUAUUUCAUUCAAUUAGGGUUGAAAUUUGAAGACAUAAAAGUACAACAUUUUA
This is a messenger RNA of Lineus longissimus, 2659 nucleotides long. RefSeq names its product CUB and sushi domain-containing protein 3-like. Bases 32 to 2026 code for a protein of 664 amino acids. NCBI's taxonomy places the organism in Eukaryota, Metazoa, Nemertea, Pilidiophora, Heteronemertea, Lineidae. The record is from RefSeq and is a predicted model, not a curated record. The transcript has 14 exons.